CAGCCGUUCACGCCGUACGUCAUGCCAACGUUCUCGCCUGUAGCCGGAGACGCCCCCUCUUCCGGAUCCGCUUCCUCCAUUGUCGCUGGCGCAGUGAGCGGCUACCACUCGCUGAAGAUCGUCGGCUAUUCGCGCACCAAGGAGCUCCCAAACGGCCAGCAUAUCGAAUCCCGCCCGUUCCGGGUGGGAGGCCGCACAUGGCGUGUGCGCUACUGGCCCAACGGGUGGAAAUCCAACAGCAUCGAUUUCAUAUCCUUCUUUCUCAGACUUGGUGAUACUCUUGCCGAAGGCGAGACCGUGAAGGCACAAUAUAAGUUCAGCUUACUCGACCAACAUGGGAAGCCGGUGCCGGCUUAUACCAAGACGGGCAGAAUCCGUGACUUUUCCGUGGAUGAACAAUCUUGGGGAUUUAACAAGUUUAUCACAAGGGAGGCAUUGGAGAAAUCAGAGCAUCUCAAGGACGAUUCCUUCAGUGUCAAGGUCGAUGUAAUUGUCAUGGGUGACUUCCACACGCAGGACACGCCAUCCAUCGUGCUGCCACCGUCUGACAUGCACCGGCACUUCGGUGAUCUCCUGUCGAGCAAGGUGGGUGUCGAUGUUGAAUUCCGGGUUGGCGGGGAGACAUUCUCUGCGCACCGGUCCGUGCUCGCUGCGCGGUCUCCGGUCUUCAGAGCACAGUUCUAUGGCCCCAUGAAGGAGGGAACCACCACAGAGGCCAUAUGCAUAGAUGACAUUGAGGCACACGUCUUUAAUGCUCUGCUUUCCUUCAUCUACACAGAUGCGUUUCCAGAUAUUAUGCAAGAAGAAGAAUAUGCCAUGGCUCAGCAUCUGCUUGUUGCUGCGGACAAGUAUGAUCUGGACAGGCUGAAGCUGAUUUGUGAAGAUAAGUUGAGCAGUGGUAUCAGUACGAGCUCUGUGGCGGCCUUCUUGGCGUUGGCGGAUCAGCACCACUGCCAUGACCUUAAGGCGGCAUGCUUGGAGUUUCUCAGCUCGCCGACGAAUCUGGUUGCAGCCAUGGAGUCUGAAGGUUUUGAGUUCUUAACUAAGAGCUGCCCUGGUGUUAUGAAGGAUCUCCUAAUGUCCCAGGUUGUUCCUACUUUACUUGGGAAAAGAAAAUCAAGUGCAUCAACGUGAGGUUUCAGUCCUGAUGUGAUCUGCAAUCAUCGACGAAGUUAGUAAAAGACCCUACAUGCUUUCUAAUGCUAGUAUUAGUAGAUUUAUGUGUAGUUUGGUUCUCACAAGGAUGCGAUGUUGUUGCUCCUUUUUGUUUGGUCAUCGUAUCCUUCGCUGAGAAUUAUUAUUAACGGUUUUACAAGUCAUGUGCAAACCAAGAACCAUGUAUGCUAAUUAGUGAAGUUUAUAAGACUUUAAACUAGUUGCCA
Lolium rigidum is the source of this 1382-nucleotide messenger RNA. Its product is annotated as BTB/POZ and MATH domain-containing protein 1-like. The transcript has a single exon. The record is from RefSeq and is a predicted model, not a curated record. The coding region runs from base 22 to 1134 and encodes 370 amino acids. Gene Ontology annotation, molecular function: protein binding. Gene Ontology annotation, biological process: protein ubiquitination. NCBI's taxonomy places the organism in Eukaryota, Viridiplantae, Streptophyta, Magnoliopsida, Poales, Poaceae.